GGAGUAACAGGAGCGGUUUAACUAUCACGUUGAUUGCGAUAACAGUGUGCAUAUGUCAUAUUAAUAUUCUAAAGAAUGUAAAAUAAGAGGAAAACUUUUCUAUAUAUUUAUGGAAAAAUGGAGCACUUUACAGUGAACGAUACAACUUUAAAGCUUGCAUCAGAAGAUACAGAUUUCAAACCAUAUCCGCGAUUUGUGACUAUCACUGCUGCUGCUUGUGCUAUAAUAUUCAGCAUUAUUGGAGUGUUUGGUAAUUUAGUAACAGUAAUAGCGUUAUUAAAAUAUACCAAACUGAGACGACAAGCCACUACAGCAUUUGUUAUAAGCCUUAGUAUCUCUGACUUGAUCUUUUCAACAGUUAACUUGCCUUUAACUGCAAGCAGAUAUCUGAAAGAAGAAUGGGUUCUAGGAGAAACUUCAUGCACAAUAUUUCCUUUAUUUUUCUAUGGAAACGUCGCUGUAUCUUUACUUAGCAUGGUAGCAAUUACCAUUAAUAG
Molecule: messenger RNA, 497 nt
Organism: Pseudomyrmex gracilis
Lineage: Eukaryota; Metazoa; Arthropoda; Insecta; Hymenoptera; Formicidae
Product: protein trapped in endoderm-1-like
Exons: 3
Biological process (GO): G protein-coupled receptor signaling pathway
Cellular component (GO): membrane
Molecular function (GO): G protein-coupled receptor activity
Source: RefSeq, a predicted model, not a curated record